Molecule: messenger RNA, 3759 nt
Organism: Phycodurus eques (leafy seadragon)
Lineage: Eukaryota; Metazoa; Chordata; Actinopteri; Syngnathiformes; Syngnathidae
Product: zinc finger and SCAN domain-containing protein 2-like
Exons: 5
Coding region: 1502-2686 (394 amino acids)
Biological process (GO): regulation of transcription by RNA polymerase II
Molecular function (GO): DNA-binding transcription factor activity, RNA polymerase II-specific; RNA polymerase II cis-regulatory region sequence-specific DNA binding
Source: RefSeq, a predicted model, not a curated record
AGCCGAUAUUUUUAGUUCCGAUCCAUAAUUUGUCGGAAGAUCACUAAUCUGAAACAAUGGACACGUUUGAUUGAUAGCGCUUGCGUCUUGCUGGCAGUUCGGGCGACCACGGCGCCCGCCAGGCGGCGUCCUCGCCAGUUCGCGUUUCGCCAACGAAGAAGAACGCAAACAAGAUGGAGACGGAGCCCGUCGCGGUCAAGAUACGUCAUUCGUUUCGCUAAACAAUUAAAUUGGGACAAGUACAUAACUGCGCCGAAGGUCGAUACACGUCGAAAAAGGGAACACUUUGUCGUCGUCACCGUUUUGGACGAUUUAUUCACCGCAAAGCGCUCUCGUCAGCUCGGUUCGCUGAGCGAGAAUGCGGAAGUGAGCAAGCUAAAGCUAAGCUAGUGCUAGCGAGCGACGUCAUAAUUUGUUGUUAUAGCGUCGUUGAAUACACAUUUAUGAAUUUAAAAAAAAAAUUAAAAAAAACCACCACAAUAUUCGUAUCGAAACGUGUAUGCUGCGAACAAAACAAAAAAAAAACACGGAAGUUAGCGACACGAAGCACAGAGCCCGGUAAAGUGUUGUUAUUGUUGUGGAGGGGAAACAAAAUGUGCAAAGUCCAAAUGCUGCGAGCUUUGGUGAAUCAGCGACUAAACGCUGCCGUUGAAGAAAUAUUUGUGGCGUUUGAAACAACGAUGGCGGAGUACGAGGAGGAACUGUGUCGAUCCAAACAGGAGAUCGAGCGACAGCGCCGACUGCUGGACGCUGUUUUCAAGCCUCGAGUUGAACUUCGGCGACACAAAGCAGGUCGGUUUGGUUUUGAGUCACAUCAUCGACGCACUUGAAUCACAUUGUUUCGUUUUCCAUUGACGGUGGUAAGUGUAUGGAGACAAAAUGAAGUUCACCCAGAAAGGUUAUACGUCGUGUAUUUUUGUGAAUAGUGUAAUUCAGUCCGCAUAUUGUAAACAUGAGAAAUAAAAACUACCAGGGCUGGCUAAAACCACGUUUUAGCCAUUUUUAUUCGCCCAAUACAACUCUCGGUGAAUGGUAGAAAACAAACAAAAAUCGGUAUUUUUAAUCGGCUGCUCUCUCGACGACAACACACGUUUGUCCAAUUUUGAAUAAUUCAAAGAACAAUUCAAGAUUGCAUGUGUGCUCUCGCACAUUCAUUUUUUGGGGGGGGGGAAGGGUGCUAUCCUCUAUUUGCUGAAAAACUCCCAAAUUUUCUGCUUUUGUGCCAGCAACUAUGGCAACUAUGAUGAAGUGAAUUGAGGAGUUUCAUUUCGACUAAAGCAGUGCUCUGUCUUCUGGCAUGUCAAGAGAAUUUUCAACAAUUUUUUUUGGUCUUUUUUUCAAUUCCUCGCAGAUUUGCGUUGUUUGUGCCGGGGCUCGGUUGAUGCUCCAAUGUGAGUGACAGCUCGCCAUUAAAUGACCGUCAAUUCCCAGCUAAUGCCCAUGGAAAGAUUCCAGUUUGGAAUGUGUCAUUUCUGAACUGCAAAUAUGAAAUCACAAAAGCAUGUGUUGUACUAUUUUUCGAGACGUUCCCCCCGAGCAGCAGCAGCAUGAACCGGAGCCCCUCCGUGUUAAAGAAGAAGAGGAAGAGGAGGGCGAGGAGCAUGCAGGAAAAGAGCUGGAGCGGCUCACCGAGUUCUCAGAUGUACCUCCUGAGCAGCAGCAGCCGCAUGAAUCAGUUCCCUCCUACAUUAAAGAAGAGGAGAAAGUAGGAGAGCAGCUGGAGCAAGUCACUGAGUUCCCAGGUCACGGCGACGUCCGUGCGACAAGCCAAGACGACGCCGAGGAGCCAGCUCGGCCUCAUCGCCGUCAACGCGAGGAGACCGGCGAGUCAGACAGCCGACCAUGUCGAGAUGUUCUUGCUGAGUGUCAGGAGGAGCUCGAGUCCCCACGCGUCAAAGAGGAGGAAGAGGACGAGGCCGAGUCCUCCGACCUUAAAGACGAAGCGGGCGAGCGUCUGCGGGAGGCUGACGUCAUCACCAAGUUCCACGUGAAGAGUGAAGACGAAGAAGAUGAAGCUCAGUGGUCACAUCUUAGGACAGAAGACGAGGGAGCCCCACAGCACGUUCCCUCGGGUCCCCCGUUGGACUGCGAGGGAACGCCGUCGGAAUGCGACAGGACGGACGACAGCGACGAAACCUUGGAAGCGUCCAAGGGCGGCGGCGGCGGCGACGAAGCGGCCGAAGGCGACAAGACCUUCGCCUGCUCCCUCUGCAGCAAAAGCUUCAAGCGCAAGGACAGCUUCCUCCGACACACCCGAGGCCACACGGGCGAGAAGCCCUUCGCGUGCUCCAUGUGCAGCAAAAGUUUCAAAUACCGCUAUGACAUCAGCCAACACAUGAAGAUCCACACCGGCGAGAAACCCUUCAGCUGCUCCGUUUGCGGCUCCGCGUUCGGUCGGCGCACCGGCCUGGCGGUCCACAUGAGGACCCACACGGGCGAAAAACCCUUCGCCUGCUCCGUGUGCCGCGCCAGGUUCUCCAAACGCUACACGCUGGUGCUGCACAUGAGAACGCACACGGGCGAGAAGCCCUUCGCCUGCGGGGUCUGCGCCAGGACCUUCUCCCAGCAGGGCGGGUUGAGGAUGCACAUGCAGGUGCACACCGGGGAGAAACCGUUCGGCUGCAACGUGUGCCAGCGACGCUUCGCUCGCAAGUUCCAGCUCAAGGUACACGAAUGCAGGACGUGAAGUGGCCAGAGAGGCGACUGGAAUCCGCGAAGCAACUUGGAAUUUUGACUUCCUCACAAUGAAAUCUCUUGAUGACGUAUAUACAGUGAGGAGGGAAUGGCGGGGAGCCAUUUUCAGAGUUCCUUCUUGAACGCUGUAGUGUUUCUCGCCUUCUUUAUCAAAUGGCCGACACCCGAAACGUUCUGCCGCACUGUGUAAGAAGGGUUCGACAGGCGGCAAGGUGUAUUCCACAAUACGAGCUUUUAUUCACAAGUCAAGGCAAUCAUUAACAAGCCUCCCGGUCUGCCUGGCAACACUUGGACAAGUUGGGGGCAACAUAGGCGUAACAUCCUGCCAAAGGUUAGGCCUUUGAAAAAAAAAACAGCAUGCCACUCUCCUGCAAUGAGUUUCACCACGCUUUAUUUGGCUUUGUGUCGUAUUGUGCAGUCGCACUCAAAUUUUAUUUUGUUUUAUUGAGUGCAACUGUUGGAUAAGCCACCAUGCGACCCCAGAAAGUGCGGCGAAUCUAUGUUAGCGCACGACGUGCUUCUAUUUCGAAGGUGUGAGCUUUUGCGGGAUUUUUUCACACACGUCAGUACGCCUUGCAUUCUGUUGGAGCCUUUUAUACGCCACGUACAAAGUUCCAGAUGCAUUUUUUUUGGUCGCAGAUGCACGCUGUGUUCGCCAGCAGGAGAAAUAAACCUGCUCGACGUUCAUGAACGAAGUCUCGCUUGCGUGACUAUCGUGCCAUCUUGGGACGGUCCAACAGUCGGUCCUUGGUUUUGGGUCGUUUUAAAAUGUUAUUUGUUUAACCUUUAUUUGUCUAGGUGAGACAGGUGAGAACAGAUUCUCGUUUGCAAUGCCGACCAGGCUGCCGGCAACAGAGUAAAACAAAGCAAAUACAUCUAGCACAUACACAUAUUUACAUAUUUGUAUAUUUUUGUAAGGCGGGCCUUGCCAAUAUGAUUAUGACUGAUGAUCGCUGUACCCUGUGUUAGUAAACUCAUGGUGUCUUAUUUAUUUUUAAUUUUUUUAAACAAAAGGUGAAUUAUUACAGGAUUUGUUUUUCUCUUCCGCAGAAUAAAAGGACAUAA